UUCACUGUCUUGACUAGCUGGUUUUUAUAGUGUGUCAUUUAGUUCGAACGUAAGGCAGAAAUUUGGCAUCUAGAUGAACUGUUGUAUAAUUCUUUGUGAUCAUCCAUUCCAAAAAGCAUUUGAUGCAGUGGAAACCAUACACUGCGAGUCUCAAGAUUAAAUAUAUGUCUGGGUGCAAACAUAUUGUGUGAGGACUGUAGUCCUCAUUUAUCACGGAUUGAUAGGAAUAUGUGACCCGUGGUUAGACGAACCACGGAACCUAUGGAAUUUGUUGACAAAUAGCAUCAUGGUUUAGAAUAUACUAUACUCUGACAGCAGAGGGACAAAAAUUAUAAUUUUAACAUCUGUGAUAAUUAUAAACUUUGGUGUUUGGCAGUGGCAUAAGUUAUAAGGCAGUUAUUGAGAUAGGUAUUGUUAUUUUUUAUGUUAAAUACUUAACUUAGCAGGAUGGUAAAUUUAGGAGAUGAAUUCCCAAAUUUCAAAGCAAACACGACAACUGGGCCUAUUCAAUUUCAUGACUGGGUGGGAGAAUCGUGGGCGAUAUUGUUUUCGCAUCCAUCCGAUUUUACUCCGGUGUGCACAACAGAACUUGGACGAGUUGCAAAUUUAACUCCAGAAUUUGAGAAACGUGGAGUAAAAAUUAUUGCAUUAUCCUGCGAUACUGUUGAUUCUCAUAAGAAAUGGAUACAGGAUAUCAAGAGCUAUGCAAAACAUUUUGGUGAUGGAUUUCCAUAUCCAAUAAUUGCUGAUGAGAACAGAGAUCUUGCAGUGCAGUUGGGUAUGCUGGAUCCCCUUGAGAAAGACAAAGAUGGCCUUCCACUGACAUGUCGAGCAGUGUUUGUAAUUGGUCCAGACAAGAAAUUGCGUCUGUCAAUGCUGUAUCCAGCCACUACUGGACGAAAUUUUGAUGAGAUACUUCGAACUGUAGACUCACUUCAGCUUACAGAAAAGAAAAAGGUAGCAACCCCAGCUGAUUGGAAGGCUGGUGGUGAAUGCAUGGUGCUUCCUACACUGAAAGAUGAAGAAGCUAAUGAUCUUUUCCCCAAAGGCUUCUCAGUCAUUAAUCUCCCAUCAGGCAAACCAUAUCUUCGCAUUACUCCAGAGCCUUGAAUAUUCCAAGUGCCUGGUUGUGGGAAGCUGAUGGUGCUGCUACCACACACACAUUAAGUUUUGUGUGUGUGUGUGUAAGAGAAAUGCUCUUAAGCAACAUGAACAUUGUGUACUUAGAUUAAGUACUUGGCCAAUUUUUUGAAAUCAGUAUUGUUUAAAUUAAUUCCUAAUGUUAACCUGAAAAGUGGUUUUAAUGUGUCUUUAAUACUGUGGGAACCUGUGAAACAAAAUCUACAUAAAAUGUUCAUUACUUGUGCUGCCAGUUGUUGCAUUCCUGUUCAAUAUUUUUUUAUAAUAUAAAACUAUUGGAAAUGUUACUUCAUUCUCUGGAGAGAAUUUAUAGUUUUAUACUUACCUUGCUCUGGAAAGAUUAAUUAUAAUAUUGAAAAUCUGAGAAACAAUUAAAUUGUAUGUUUUGUAUAUUAUUUGUUUUAUUUGUGGCAGAUUGAGCUGUAAAUGCCAUAGAUGUAACGUUUUUUAGUGAUGCAAACAGCCUGUGUUCUCCUAGUCACACAUGUGGAACAGUGCUGAUUUGUCUCCACUAGUGUUAGGAGGCAUUUUGAAUUAGGAUUAGAAUUGUCAUAUAUGUGAUGUAGUAUUGCGUUCUAAAGCAAAAGAAAUUGUAAUGUCGAUUAUAAACUAAAUAUUGGUGUUUUAACACUGCAGUUUCUUGUUCAUCUACGGUAUCAUGUAAUAUGUGAAUUGUUUAAUUUUUCUACCCAUUAAAAUAUGUUAUGCCUCCUU
Messenger RNA from Zootermopsis nevadensis, 1854 nucleotides. RefSeq names its product Peroxiredoxin 6a (gene Prx6a). Gene Ontology annotation, biological process: cellular oxidant detoxification; cell redox homeostasis. Gene Ontology annotation, molecular function: peroxiredoxin activity. Lineage: Eukaryota; Metazoa; Arthropoda; Insecta; Blattodea; Termopsidae. Gene Ontology annotation, cellular component: cytosol; mitochondrion. The record is from RefSeq and is a predicted model, not a curated record.